Serpula lacrymans var. lacrymans S7.9 is the source of this 1857-nucleotide messenger RNA. RefSeq lists its product as uncharacterized. The transcript is spliced from 13 exons. Gene Ontology annotation, molecular function: histone deacetylase activity. The record is from RefSeq and is a predicted model, not a curated record. The coding region runs from base 101 to 1714 and encodes 537 amino acids. Lineage: Eukaryota; Fungi; Basidiomycota; Agaricomycetes; Boletales; Serpulaceae.
AUUUCUUCGGUGAUUCAAGUUUCUGCUUAUAAGUAGGAGACUUACAAUCGGCCAAAAACCUCUGAUUCGAACUAGUAUCAAAGCCAGAGUAUUUGUAGACAUGUCGGAAAAAAUGGUUCCUCUAGAUGGAGAAACACAAAAGAAACGAGUGUGCUACUUCUUUGAUUCAGACAUAGGUGGAUUUCAUUAUGGUCCUGGACACCCAAUGAAACCGACAAGAAUACGAAUGUGCCACUCACUCGUUAUGAACUAUGGCCUUUAUAAAAAGAUGGAAAUUUUUAGAGCGAAGCCUGCUACAAAGCGGGAAAUGACACAGUUCCACUCGGAUGAAUAUGUUGAAUUCCUCAGUCGCAUCACCCCCAGCAAUAUGAAUUCUUAUAUCAAAGAACAGCACAAGUAUAAUGUCGGUGACGACUGUCCUGUAUUCGAUGGAUUAUUUGACUACUGUUCUAUAUCCGCUGGUGGUUCUAUGGAGGGUGCAGCUCGCCUUAGUCGGGAUAAGUGUGAUAUCGCUGUCAAUUGGGCGGGUGGUCUUCACCAUGCUAAGAAAAGCGAAGCAAGUGGUUUCUGCUAUGUUAAUGAUAUCGUAUUGGGCAUCCUUGAGCUCCUACGAUACCAUACUAGAGUACUUUAUGUUGAUAUCGACGUUCACCAUGGGGAUGGCGUAGAAGAAGCAUUCUAUGCUACUGAUCGUGUAAUGACUGUGAGUUUUCACAAAUAUGGAGAAUAUUUCCCAGGUACUGGGGAACUACGGGAUAUUGGCAUUGGCAAAGGGAAACAUUAUGCGCUCAACUUUCCCUUUCGGGAUGGUGUUUCCGAUGAAAAUUAUAAAAAUGUUUUCGAGCCAAUUAUUGGUCAAGUAGUAGACUCGUAUAGACCAUCCGUUAUUGUUUUGCAAAGUGGCACAGAUUCGCUAUCAGGAGACAAACUCGGUUGUCUAAAUCUAUCAAUGCGAGGCCAUGCCAAUUGUGUGAAGUUUAUCAAGUCGUUCAACAAGCCACUAUUGUUGCUAGGAGGUGGAGGUUACACGAUGCGGAAUGUCAGUCGGGCAUGGGCUUAUGAAACAGGUCUGGUCACUGGUGUCGAACUUGAUCCUAGGAUACCUAUCAACGAAUAUUACGAAUAUUUUGGCCCAGACUAUGAACUAGAUGUUAAAGCAUCGAACACAGAGGAUCUGAAUACACCAGAAUAUCUGGAACGGGUCAAAAACAUCAUUAUGGAUAACUUGAGGCAUCUGAGAGGACCCCCAAGUGUUCAAUUGACAGAUAUUCCGAGGAUACCUGUGGAUGACUUUAUGGAUGAUAUCGAUAGAGAUGAAGAUCUUACAUCGCAGGAUAUUGAUAUUCGGCGAUCGUUGCGGCUACUAGAUUCUCGAAGACAGGAUGACGGAGAGUUGUCCGACUCCGACGACGAAGGAGAAGGUGGACGAAGGAAUCAUAUUCGACAUGAUGAGCGUGAUAGCCCAAGUAGCAGAAGCAGGUCUAGCUGUCGGGAGAACAUGGGUGGUCGGAAGUUUGGUAUUGGUGUCGGUAUAAUGACUUCUGGUCAAGCCGGCUCUACUCAUGGCGCAGGACCCAGUGGGUAUACAACUGCCAUCCCUGUGAUGGCCGGAUAUACCAAUGAGGACCUGAUGGACAUCGAUGAUGACUUGGACAACGAGGAGAGCCAUGCAGUCACUGGUGGUACUGUUCAUUUCUGUGGGUCAGAGAAAUGACUCAAGACGUGAAGAUUUGUUUUCAAAGUAUGAAGUUUAUGCAUAUUAUGGUAUCUUUAAAGUGAGAGGUUCAUAUAUAUACCAUUUCUUAUCUCUCAGUCCUUGAUAAUUACAUGGAAGCAACUUUGAGUGCAUUUGAGUGC